AUGGCCGAUGACGCACCGCGAAGCAUGUCUAUCAUCCCAUAUUCUUCAAACCGCGACGUUGUUCUACGCCACAAUGACUCCGUUGUCGUUCUCGAUCGCGAUUCCCAACAGCUCGUGCUACGCGACGCGAGUGCCAGCAAUAGCGAAUUCAACAUUGAUCUGACCGACUGUCCUUAUUGUCACCGUCCGAUGCGAAGUCGCGAGAAUGGAUCUGAGGCCCAUCAAGGCACAAGCCCUGCGCAUGCCGACUUUGUGACCCCAGACUACUUUCGCCUUCUCCACGAUAGCGCGCCUGCGACUGGGGCGACCGCCUCGCCCCCCUCACCUCGACGACGAUUCACCCAACCGGCUCUGACAGACGGUUCAAUAACGGCGCCUGCAUCAUACAGACAAUCGCCGCCUCCCGCACAAGGGAUUUCGUCGGCUGCUCUUAGUCAGGGCUAUUUCAGGAAGUUUUUCAUUGAAGAAAGGGAGCUCGGCCGAGGGGGAAAGGGAGUUGUGCUGCUGGUCAAACACAUGCUGGAUGGAGUUUCGCUGGGCCAGUUUGCUUGUAAACGUGUGCCUGUCGGCGAUGAUCAUGAGUGGCUUGAAAAGGUUCUGGUCGAAGUUCAAUUGCUGCAGCAUCUCUCGCAUCAGAACCUCGUCUCAUAUCGCCAUGUAUGGUUGGAAAACGCAAAAAUCAGCACAUUCAGCCCUAGUGUACCUUGCGCAUUUAUCUUACAGCAAUAUUGUAAUGCUGGAGACCUUCACAAAUAUGUGUUUGGUUCCAUGCAGGCAUCGACAACUACACAGCAGUUGAAAGAGCGUCUUCGACGGAGGUCUAAGGGGCAGCGCGAUACAGCAUCAAUGGACCAGACCGGCCCUCGCACGCUACAGUUCGAAGAUAUAUAUUCUUUCUUCAAGGACAUCACGUCCGGGAUCCGUUUUCUACAUGCAAAUGGCUACAUUCACCGCGAUCUCAAGCCAAGCAACUGCCUUCUCCAUGACUCUGGUAACGAGUUGAGGGUAUUGGUGAGUGAUUUUGGAGAGGUCCAGUAUGAGAAGUCUGUACGGAACUCAACCGGCACCACCGGCACCAUUUCAUAUUGUGCACCAGAAGUACUACAAAGGGAGUUUCCCGAUGGCCCAUUUGGCAACUUUACUUUCAAGUCCGACGUUUUCUCGCUGGGGAUGAUUCUUCACUUUCUGUGUUUUGCGCAGCUCCCUUAUCGCAGUGCAGAUAUAGUCGAAGAAAAAGAAGACAUCGAUGAGCUUCGUGAAGAAAUCAGUCAGUGGACUGGCUUUGACUCCUCGCUCAAGCGGCUUCGCCCCGAUUUGCCGGAUAAACUGUACAUGAUGCUUGAAAGGCUUCUAUCUGUAAAUCCUGAUUGGCGACCCACUGCAGACGAAGUUUUGAUCAGCAUUCAAGGAGGCGUCAUUGGUAAUGAAAGUCGUCGAUUUGCUCGCGCAAACUCGAACGGGCCGGAAUUCCGCGCCAUUCCUCGCAUCCAGCCCGUUGAUUCUCCAGCUCCCAACAGUCCCCGUGCGUCUCGGUCGCCCACAAAGUCUUUACCACGAAAUAAUGCGAGAUCACUUGGAUCACCAGUCCGGUAUGAAACGCGAAGCGUCACUGCGUCUUCAGAUAUACCCCGUAGUCCAGACUUGGACAACAGAGGCUGGGGUCCAUCGCAGCAGCCAGAGCAAGACCUGAUUCUUCGUCCCCGAUACCAAGACAUCGCAUCCGGGCCAGACGAACAGCAUCAUCAAUAUAGUCGCCCCAUAAUACACCACCAACACUCACCACAGUUACUGCCUCCACCGCCAGAACGCUUCUUUACCAGUAACUCGUACAUUUUCUUUAUUCCUAUCGGCUCCUGGGGCCGGCUUCCAAUACCGAGUGCCCGAUUUUCCUUUUUCAUUGCCAAACAGAUCAUCACUCUGCAGCCCUGUAUGCCACGGGCUGUUAAUCCAUGGGUAUAUUACCCAUUGGUAAUUCUUGCUGUCCUAUCUUUGCCAAUUCCAGGCAUUAAGGCACAGCUACUUUCUCUGGCCAUUCACCUCACCAUAAUGGCGCUGAGCGCUUAUAUGAAUGCGAUAUGCAUAUGGAAUCCAUCCAGCUCGAUCUUUUGA
Talaromyces rugulosus is the source of this 2109-nucleotide messenger RNA. RefSeq lists its product as uncharacterized. Bases 1 to 2109 code for a protein of 702 amino acids. The transcript has 2 exons. Lineage: Eukaryota; Fungi; Ascomycota; Eurotiomycetes; Eurotiales; Trichocomaceae. The record is from RefSeq and is a predicted model, not a curated record. Gene Ontology annotation, biological process: protein phosphorylation. Gene Ontology annotation, molecular function: protein kinase activity; ATP binding.